Diatraea saccharalis (sugarcane borer) is the source of this 4574-nucleotide messenger RNA. Lineage: Eukaryota; Metazoa; Arthropoda; Insecta; Lepidoptera; Crambidae. The record is from the annotation of a GenBank genome assembly.
GCAGUUGUUCGACCGACAGUUUUCGACAAGUAAGAUGGCGGCGAUUAAUGUGAAAGGCGAAACGUUGUCGUAUUUGUACUUGUAAAUAAAGUAAUCGGUACUCAUAUUCUUCAUUGCCCUUACAGAAACAUAGCAAUAUAAUUAUCUAAUUGUGACUUACGUAGUGAACUAUUGUUGAUAACAUAUAAAUCAAGUGAGGUUUCAUUUCACAAUAGACAAAACCCGUCGUACCCAGCACUCGAGGAGCUCAUCGAGGCCAUAUUUAUGAUGUUAUCUGUUGUGUGAGCGUCCUGCGAAAUCAUACUGAUAAAUAUUUGUUAAUAAUAAAGGCGAUGGGGAAUAUUCUGUUUACGAAAAUAUAAUAACCAAGAGGAAAUGAAUAAAAGUGCAAAUUGAGUGGUAAUACUGCGCCUUUGAAGUGUAUAAACUAUGGAUGAAUGUGUGGACAUUUAUUGACAUACGACAUACACAUUGAUACAAAAUAUAACAUCACGGAGGUGGUAAUGGAUCCAGUAGGACCAUGGUCAGCAUAUGCUUCUUACAAUCGGUUAGCAGGAGUCCAAGCUGGUGCUGCAAGUGGAGACUUUCAUCACCAUCUUGCAAGCAGUGGCUCGGGAUUAGGCAGCCAAACAGUUCCUUCAACAACAAGCCAAUUGCUAUUGCAAGCAGCUCAUACAACAGCCUCUUUAGCUGGGCAACUUGGUUCAUCAACUGCAUCUCCUUUCAAUCCUGGAGGUUUUUUGUCACCACCAACUGUGGGCUAUGAUGCUGUAUUUUCACCAUUAUUCCAUCAUGCCAAUCCAAAGCCAGCACAUUACAGUUCUUCACUUCAAGCUCAACAUCGACAAGUUAUAGCCCAAGCUGCAGCAGCAUCUAAACAAUCUUCAGUUGAAUCUGAGUUAUCCUCAUUGAGAGAAAACUAUUCUCAUCAAACUCUGGCUGCACAAGGAUCAUCCUUUUUUGAUCAGCCUUCUACUCCUGGUGGUACAGCUGGAUUAAGUUGGCAAGGAAACAAUCAACUUCCGAGUCCAUUUGGGAUAUUACCCCAUGAAAGUGUUGUGCCAUCAUCACCAAGUCCGGCAACAACAAAAGCUUCAGGACCUUAUGAAAAUUUCAAUUUUGCUGCAGCGCAAACUUUAAAUAAUCAUCUCAACUCUCAAAUCUCUUCCGCUGGUAAACAAACAAAUAGGUCUGGAUCACCAGCAACAGCAUCGAAGCAGCCUGUGUCUUCAUCUUCCUCAUCUACAUUUUUUCAAUCUCCUUCAUCUUUUGGAAAUCAGACUGAUAAUUCAUAUAGUACAAGCAGUGCAAAAAGUGGUCAACUUUCAACACAGCAGGAUUAUGCUGGAAGUAAGUCAUAUUCAAGUUCUGCAAGCACAACUGCUCAAUCCCAGCAAUCGUGUAUUGUGUCAACUCCACCUGUAACAUCAUCCUCUACACCUCCUAGUAAAGAAUAUCGAUCUUCCUCCAGUAUCUCCUCAAGACCUUCAGCUUCUAUAUAUAAUUCCCAAAUUCCCAAAAAUACUAGUAGCGACAAGUCAUCGCGGCAAACAAGUAACAGCGCUAGUAGUAGUUUUGUUUCUCCCACAUCUAAACCACCUCAAGUUCAAACUAAAGCACAAAGCAAAAUAUACCCAGAGGUGAAUAAUGAACAAAGAAAGAGUUGUGAUUCAAAUGACUCUAAACUUCAACCUCAGUCAUCUCCAAUAAGCUAUUCUAUUAUGGAUGCACCAGGCAGAUUAAGUUACAGUAGUAAUAGUAACAGUUCUUCUAAAUCAAAUAGAAUUGGUAGUUCUCAGUUUACAACACAGGGGUCAAGUUUUAGACAUUACCAAAGUGGGAAUAAUGUUGAAUCAGAUUAUCAUGUAAGAGCUAAAAGUAGCUCUAGUACUGAUACAGGAUAUUCAAGCAGCAGUUCCCAAAAUGGUCCUGACUGUGGUGUAGUGGUUGCUAGGAGAAAUAGUCCUUCACAAGUACCUUCACAGAAUUCCCCACUUGGCCAUGGGUCUAGUCCAGCAUAUCCAAUGUAUCACAGUCCAAUGAAUUCAUUGAACUCUCCUCAACAACAUGCUGAUCAUUAUAAUAAGCAUAAUAGUGCUGCCCCUCGUUCUCCAUUAGAUGCAUCAGUUACAAGACCUCCUUCACAAAAUAGUCAGGUGGCUUAUCCUUCUGUUAUAACUAGGGCUUUAGGUAUUGAACAAAGUAAAACUUAUUCAGAAAAUAGAUAUGAUCGUAAUCAAAAUCAAUCUUCUAGCCCAAGUUGUUGGGAAAGUGAACGUCAGUCUUCUAGAAAAUUUACUGGAAAUAGUACUAGCAGUAGUUUUCCUAGUAGUGGUUUGACUGAAAAUAAUACUCAAGCUGAUGAACCAUCUACUCAAACUCAAUCAGCUACUCAUAGACUGACUUUGCCUGAUAAACAUCAUAAUUAUUUUGAUGGCAAUAAUGUAGCCUUACAAGAUUUAUCAAGCUGUCGUGGAGAUCCUAUGACUAUAGUAAAAAAUUUACAAAGCUUACAGCAAAGUUGUCAAUUACAAGAUGCUAAGUCAUCUAAAAGUCAAACACCAACAACUACAUCAUCCAGUAAAACUGUAGUACGUAGGAAAAGCACUGAAAAACCUAUUACUCAUACUAAUAUGAAUGAAAUAUCAAAUGUUGUAAUGGCAGACUAUCUUGCUAGUCGAAUACCUCCACCUGCUCAUAGUUCUACAACUAAUCAACAAAACGGUAGUUAUUUUGAUUUUGAAAGAUGGAACCUUCCACCGCCUCCCCCAAAAAUGUUUCCUGGCACAUCUGCAUUUGGUUCUCAGGCACCAUUACAUGCAACAAACUUUGCAAAUCAGCACCAAGCCUUAGCUAUGCCACAUGGGCAUGCUCUUACAUAUUUUCCACCUUUUCACCUUGGUCCUCAUCCUGACUUCCAAUCUUCUGUGGAGUUAACACCAUUAUCGUCGUUUAGUGAAACUCCACCUUCGGCUUCCUCAUCAUCAUUUUCUACGCCUGAAACUCGUGAAGAGGAACAGCCUAAGGUGGUAGUGCCUAAUAUAGAGGAAGAACUUGGUUUCCUUGCAGAACAACGAGCAAAUACGGCAUCUUCGGUAGCACCUACUUCACAGCAGCAGAACAUUAACAGCACUUCACAAGACGCUACUUCAAAAAUAAUGGAAAAAAAAUUCAAUGUUCCUGUCACGGGCCCCGGUUCAGGUUUCAUGGCUUCUUAUUUGAAAUUUCUUCAAGGAGAGCGUGAUACCUCUCCUCCGCCGGCCGGUAGAGGCGCCAGAAAAUCUACUUGGUCGCGAACUAACACAAAUAACACUACAAAUAACAAAGUUUACCCACAAAAUGAUCACUCUAAAAGUCAAUGUGACGGGAAUCCCACUCAACAAAGUUCGAAUGGGGCAAUGGCAUCGCCAAUUAACUCUGGAAUGCCAUUAAAUAAUCCGGCUAUGAGUGCUUCAGUUAACAUGAGCUCUGCUGGAUUGUUGGGUGCAAAUCAAAUUCAUGGGGCUUCAUCAAACCUGCUCAGUUCUCAGGCGAAGGGCGUAGAAUUAGAUGAUCCUCGCUACUAUAAUUUAAAUAAGGAUAGAAAACGUAAGUUUGAUGGUAGCGAAGAGACCGCGUAUGAUGCAGAAGAGGAAGCGAGAAGGUUGAAUAAACCAGUGUUGAAUGUGCCUAGUACCCCACUAAAUGACAAAGGAAAGAAAACGCGAACAACAAUGAAUAAGCCCACGCCUUCAGCCGUAGUGGCGCCUCAGCCGGCCGCGCCUAAGAAGCCACGACCGCCUGUGCCGCCGCCCGUGGCCUCGCUGCAGGCAGCGCCACAACAACAAUAUUAUUAUCAACAUCAGCCUGACGAAGGUGCGUUCAAUUUACUAGAUUUCCACUUAAGAAGUAGAGCGCGAUGGUGAAGAGCUAGCCCUGAAGCUUGUAUGACAGGAGCAAGCUAACUGCCGCUCAGGCAGAAUACCGUGAAAACUUGUUACAUUUUAACUGUGAUAAUGUAAAUUUUUUAUUAGAUGAAAUCUAUGAUUAUGAAUUUGUAAAUAAUUAAUUUCUAUGAGGAAAAUGUGAUGUACCUAUCUUAUUAGAGGUUGAUAUUUUAGGGUUAGCCUGUAACAAGAUUUCACUCACUUUGUUGUUAAUAAUGACACAUUAUUAGUGCCAUUUUAUUGUAAAUUGUAGUAAUUGUGACUCUUGUCAUACUCGCUAUUGAAGGGGUGCUACCAUUAAUAAUUCCAAAAUUGUGGUAUAUUUUUUUAUGGAAUUAAUACCAGUGGGUGUCUGUUGUAUAUAAAUGUAUUGUAUUUUACAGUAUUUGAGUUUAGGAGGUACUUACUAUAGUGUAUUGCAUAUUCAUUAGCUGAAAGUGAUUUUAUAUUAUAAGGAGAAAAUUAAUUGCAUAAUAACUGACAGCUACAAGUAAGUGCAAAUAAUGUAUUAGAUGGCCAUGCCCUGAACAUAUACUUUUUUUUGUAUUUCUAUUUAAUUGUUAUUUGUUUAUGCACAAUUCUCAAUAUUUUAUGUAAAUACUUUUGUAUAAUAGGAGGAGACAUAAAAUAAACACAAGUAUAUUACUG